AUGUAUGAUUCACCUCCCCAACUCAAUGGCAACAGCGAAAGAUGCAUCACUGAACGAGAAGUCUACCAUCUCUCGUUCUCAAAGUGCAUCACUUACAAGGUGGAGAGGCACUCGAGUAACGGCUCUGCCAAACUGCACUAUCUCUCUGGCCACCAUGCAACACAGUACCAAGAUAGGCGUGACAGCCUGUACACUGCCAACAUUACCCUUUGUGAUGCUUCUGGAGCAUUUCUGCAGCGAUUUGGGCCUCCCAUGCAGUAUGCUGCCCAAGCCAUGAAGGAAGAAGCUGCCAUAGGAAAUGAUCUGCUGAUGAACCUCACAAAGCACACCAUCUGCAACAGCAAGUCCAAGACUGUUCGAACCAAUUCACCACCUUCUGCCACCCAUGCAGGCUUGGAUACCCCCAGCAAGUCAGACAGAACACCAGCACUGGUGGCAACCUCUCGAUGUGCAGCUAAGCCAGCUUGGCCCUGGCAGGAAGCUGCUGAGAAUUGCACUCUUGAACCAAUGUUGGACCUACCUGAAUUGCUGCCUACCAUACAUGAAGAAAGCAUGCCUAUCCAGACUCUGUGUGAGGAUCCCCAGCAUGCACACAUCUUCAAAUGGAUCCACCUCGGUGUUUGGCAUGAUCAAGCUUACCAAAGGCUCCAGCUCACAGCAGACACCCUUCAAAACAAUGGCACACACACAGCAAGGGAGGCUGUUGGCAAGUUCUCUGAAUGGCUACAGCACUAUACUACCAAGCAUGUCUCACCGCUUGUUGCUGGCAACCAGAUCAAGACAGGUCUUUGCGAUGAAUUUGCAGCUAUCCUUCACCAACAAGAGUCGAUUCACUAUCCAUGGGUGAAAGAGCAUGUUGCUGGCUAUGACAAGUUCUGCCAUCCUCUCUACUUGACCUUUGUCCCAUUUCGAGGCUUCACCAUUGGAGAUCACACCGACAUGGCUGACUCUGCCAUCUCAAUCCUUCUCAACUUUGGCCAGCAUGCUGUACUUGAGCUUCCUGACUACAAUAUCAAGUUGGAACUUCAGCCACUGGAUAUUGUGCUGUUUUGUUCCAACAUAGUGUACCACAAAACCACUCAGCACCUCUCAGAUCAAGCUGUAGGCAGUGAUGUGGCAGAAUGCUGGGCAAUCACCUGCUUCUUUCAUAAGGCCAUUGAGCAGCACAUGGAGCCUUCCAUCCAGAACAUCUUCCAUUAUGUGGCCAAAGUGCACAGUGACACUCAGCAGGGAGAGGGGAGUCAGAAGCAAGGUGAAAAGAGACAAAAACAGUAG
This is a messenger RNA of Ustilago hordei, 1275 nucleotides long. RefSeq lists its product as uncharacterized. The record is from RefSeq and is a predicted model, not a curated record. The transcript has 2 exons. Bases 1 to 1275 code for a protein of 424 amino acids. Lineage: Eukaryota; Fungi; Basidiomycota; Ustilaginomycetes; Ustilaginales; Ustilaginaceae.